Molecule: messenger RNA, 4351 nt
Organism: Myotis brandtii (Brandt's bat)
Lineage: Eukaryota; Metazoa; Chordata; Mammalia; Chiroptera; Vespertilionidae
Product: calcium-dependent secretion activator 1
Exons: 29
Coding region: 32-3331 (1099 amino acids)
Biological process (GO): dense core granule exocytosis; positive regulation of exocytosis; synaptic vesicle exocytosis
Cellular component (GO): glutamatergic synapse
Source: RefSeq, a predicted model, not a curated record
ACGCAAAUUCCCCAAGUUUGUAUCCAAAGAAAUGGAAAACAUGUACAUCGAGGAGCUGAAGUCGUCCGUCAACCUGCUCAUGGCCAACUUGGAGAGCAUGCCGGUGUCCAAGGGCGGCGAGUUCAAGCUUCAGAAGCUCAAGCGCAGCCACAACGCUUCCAUCAUCGACCUGGGCGAGGAGAGCGAGAACCAGCUCUCCAAGUCAGACGUCGUGCUGGCUUUCUCCUUGGAGGUGGUGAUCAUGGAAGUGCAAGGCCUCAAAUCCUUGGCUCCCAAUCGCAUUGUGUACUGCACAAUGGAGGUGGAAGGGGGAGAGAAACUACAGACGGACCAGGCCGAGGCAUCUAAGCCCACCUGGGGCACCCAGGGCGACUUCUCCACGACCCACGCGCUGCCUGCUGUGAAGGUGAAGCUGUUCACAGAGAGCACCGGCGUCCUGGCCUUGGAGGACAAGGAACUUGGGCGGGUUAUUCUCCAUCCCACCCCGAACAGCCCCAAGCAGUCAGAGUGGCACAAAAUGACAGUCUCCAAAAACUGCCCCGAUCAAGACCUCAAAAUCAAACUCGCUGUCCGAAUGGAUAAGCCUCAAAACAUGAAGCAUUCUGGGUAUUUAUGGGCCAUCGGCAAGAAUGUCUGGAAGAGAUGGAAGAAAAGGUUCUUUGUGUUGGUGCAGGUCAGUCAGUACACCUUCGCCAUGUGCAGUUACCGGGAGAAGAAAGCGGAGCCUCAGGAGCUGCUGCAGCUGGAUGGCUACACUGUGGAUUACACCGACCCCCAGCCAGGUUUGGAAGGUGGCCGAGCCUUCUUCAAUGCAGUCAAAGAAGGAGACACCGUGAUAUUUGCAAGUGAUGACGAGCAAGAUCGCAUCCUGUGGGUCCAAGCCAUGUACCGGGCCACUGGGCAGUCACACAAGCCUGUGCCCCCGACCCAAGUGCAGAAACUCAACGCCAAGGGAGGGAACGUGCCCCAGCUGGAUGCCCCCAUAUCCCAAUUCUCUGGACUGAAGGACGCAGAUAGAGCUCAAAAGCAUGGCAUGGAUGAAUUUAUCUCGUCCAACCCCUGUAACUUUGACCACGCUUCCCUCUUUGAGAUGGUGCAACGCCUUACUUUGGAUCACAGACUUAAUGAUUCCUAUUCUUGCCUGGGCUGGUUCAGUCCUGGCCAGGUGUUUGUGCUAGAUGAGUACUGUGCCCGGAACGGAGUCCGCGGGUGUCACCGGCAUCUCUGCUACCUCAGAGACCUGCUGGAGCGGGCGGAGAACGGCGCCAUGAUCGACCCCACCCUCCUCCACUACAGCUUUGCCUUCUGUGCAUCCCAUGUCCACGGGAACAGUCAACAAAUGCAUGUGUACCUUAGUGGGCUGCCACCACACACAGACCCUGAAGGGAGCAAAACUCCCUCCCCAUCUGAACCAGAGGCUAAAAAAGACACAAAAAAGGAAUGUAAAAGAAGAAAAGAUUUCAAAACUCAGGCAAACCCAGAGCCCAAAAGGCCCGAUGGGAUCGGAACUGUGACUGUGGAAGAAAAGGAACGUUUUGAAGAAAUCAAAGAGAGACUCCGAGUUCUGUUGGAAAAUCAGAUUACACAUUUUAGGUACUGCUUUCCAUUUGGUCGACCUGAAGGUGCUUUGAAAGCUACUCUCUCACUCCUGGAAAGGGUUUUGAUGAAAGACAUCGUUACCCCAGUGCCACAAGAGGAGGUAAAAACAGUCAUCCGUAAAUGUCUAGAGCAGGCUGCUUUAGUCAACUAUUCCCGGCUAUCAGAGUAUGCCAAAAUCGAAGGGAAAAAGAGAGAAAUGUAUGAGCAUCCUGUCUUCUGCUUGGCCUCCCAAGUGAUGGAUUUAACCAUUCAGAAUCAAAAGGACGCAGAAAAUGUAGGCCGGUUAAUCACUCCCGCCAAAAAGCUCGAAGACACAAUCCGUCUCGCUGAACUAGUCAUUGAGGUUCUCCAGCAGAAUGAGGAGCAUCACGCAGAGCCACAUGUUGAUAAAGGAGAAGCCUUUGCGUGGUGGUCGGACUUGAUGGUGGAGCACGCCGAGACGUUCUUGUCGCUCUUCGCGGUGGACAUGGAUGCAGCGUUAGAGGUGCAGCCGCCAGACACGUGGGACAGUUUCCCACUGUUCCAGCUGCUGAAUGACUUUCUGCGCACCGACUAUAAUCUGUGCAAUGGAAAGUUCCACAAGCACCUGCAAGACCUGUUUGCCCCACUUGUGGUUAGAUAUGUGGAUCUGAUGGAGUCCUCAAUUGCACAAUCCAUUCACAGGGGCUUUGAGCGGGAGUCAUGGGAACCAGUCAAGAGUUUAACCAGUAACCUACCCAAUGUGAACCUACCCAAUGUGAACCUUCCCAAAGUACCAAAUCUACCAGUUAACAUCCCUCUAGGCAUCCCACAAAUGCCUACUUUUUCGGCACCGUCAUGGAUGGCUGCUAUAUAUGAUGCUGACAACGGAUCAGGCACCUCGGAGGAUCUGUUCUGGAAGCUCGAUGCCCUUCAGACCUUCAUUCGGGACUUACACUGGCCCGAGGAAGAGUUUGGGAAGCACCUGGAGCAACGGCUGAAGCUGAUGGCAAGUGACAUGAUAGAAUCUUGUGUCAAAAGAACCAGGAUUGCAUUUGAAGUUAAGCUGCAAAAAACCAGUCGAUCAACAGAUUUUCGAGUCCCACAGUCAAUAUGCACCAUGUUUAAUGUUAUGGUUGAUGCCAAAGCUCAAUCAACAAAACUUUGCAGCAUGGAAAUGGGCCAAGAGCAUCAAUACCAUUCAAAAAUAGACGAACUAAUUGAAGAAACUGUUAAAGAAAUGAUAACACUCUUGGUGGCAAAGUUUGUUACUAUCUUGGAAGGAGUGUUGGCAAAAUUAUCCAGAUAUGACGAAGGGACCUUGUUUUCUUCUUUCUUGUCAUUCACCGUGAAGGCAGCUUCCAAGUAUGUGGAUGUACCUAAACCCGGGAUGGAUGUGGCCGAUGCCUACGUGACUUUCGUCCGCCACUCUCAGGAUGUCCUUCGUGAUAAGGUCAAUGAGGAGAUGUACAUAGAAAGGUUAUUUGAUCAAUGGUACAACAGCUCCAUGAGUGUGAUCUGCACCUGGUUGACGGACCGGAUGGACUUACAGCUUCACAUUUAUCAGUUGAAAACACUAAUUAGGAUGGUAAAGAAAACCUACAGGGACUUCCGAUUGCAAGGGGUCCUGGACUCGACCUUGAACAGCAAGACGUAUGAAACCAUCCGGAACCGUCUCACUGUGGAGGAAGCCACGGCGUCAGUGAGCGAGGGCGGCGGCCUGCAGGGCAUCAGCAUGAAGGACAGCGACGAGGAGGAUGAAGAGGACGAUUAGAAGGCCCGGGCCUGGACCCUGUAACCAAUGCAUGUCCUUAGUCUGUUAGUUACCCCCUUAGGGAAUUUUCUGUCCCCCACCACGCCCAUGAGAUGUUUACCAAUACAAUUGCCAUUUUAGCUCUGUGGUAUCAAGAUUAGCAAAUGACCUUCAAGCCCCCCCAUCUCCUGACCCACGACUAUAUGUUUACAGCGAUCUGGAGCACCAUUCUUUAAGUCCUGUUCAUGGAGACCACGUAGUCCCACUGCUAGGCGUGUCCCUUUGCCAGCAAAGUCCAAUGAUGCUUCAUUAACGUACCGUGUAUGCGUUGACAGUGAAUGGAUGUGAGGGCCAGUUCACCCCGUACUUUCACUUCUUUGUUUCACGUAUGUGGAUGUCAGUUAUUUAAAUGAGUAUAAUAAAUAUUUAAUUAAGACACAUAGUUCCGCUUUGUUUUUUGAGAAACAAGAGGCAAUGCUCCAACAACCAACGUUUGGUUCUCUCUGUUCCCUUCAAGCUAAACAAUGAACCCCUGGUGACCUUGUUACCACCCUUUCCUUUCUCCUCAUAGUUAGCCAAAACAGGAUGGCUACGUACCUGUAGGUUGAUCCUCCUCAUUGCCAUGGCAAAGGUUAUCCUACCGAGACUCCACAUCAAGCACAGUUCCGAGCAACUGUCUUCUGUCCAACUUUAUCCUAUUACAUGUUACAUUAUGCUUUUCUGUUUCAAUAACCGUGUAUGUAAAAAAAACUGAGUAUUUAAAUUACAACCCUAGGCUAUACCUGUGUUUAUAAUAAGAUAUGGGUAUUUCCCUCAGUAGACUGUAACCAUGAUUUCAAUGGUUUGGUUCCACCUGUUUUUUAUAUCUGUCAUGUACAUUGCAUUUUGACCUGUAACUGCACGACCCUGGGGUCCGCUGCAGAGCUCUUUCUUUCUGUGUAAACUAGUGGAUCCAUCCUGCUUUUGCCUUAUAUAAAGCCUACAGUUAUGAAAGUGUGAACAACUGUGGCUUCUCAAUAAAGAACUAUUCAAACGUCCGAA